AUGGAUUCUUGUGCUUCUUCAAGAGACGACGGAAGGCUGAUGUUCAAAUCAAAAACACCUCAUUUUUUCAAGAUAAUUCUUGAUGAUCAUGAUGGAAAGCUUUACAUUCCAAGAAAAUUUGUCAGAUUGUACGGAAACAAUCUGUCAAAUUCAGUAUUCCUGAAGGUUCCGACCGGUGCAACAUGGAAACUAGAAUUAGUGAAAUUUGACGGUGAGAUUUGGUUUCAGAAUGGCUGGCAAGAGUUUGUAAAGUAUUACUCUAUAGCUUAUGGAUCCUUUUUAGUUUUUGAAUACAACCAAACAAAUUCUGAAUUCAAUGUGACGAUAUUUGAUACGAGUACUUUAGAAAUAGAUUAUCCGUUAGAGAUCGCCAACAGAAACAAUGAAGAAGUUGAUCUUGCGAAAGAGAUUUCUCAAGAAACCGAAAGUGAUGUUUCUGUUGAAAUCUUGAAUCACAAAACAAAACAAAAAUCACCAAUUUUAUUUCCUCAGCCUCCAAAUAAGAAAAUUAAGCUUGAGAAGUCCAUAGGAAAUAGAGCAAAAUCAUUGACACCUCAGGAAAAAGCUGAAGCAAUUAAAAGAGCAGCCUCUAAUUUUAAAUCUGAAAAUCCUUACUUCAUAGUUGCAAUGCAACCAACUUUUCUUCAUUUUUGUGAUAGUUACAGAUUGACUAUACCAGCAAGCUUUGUGAAGAAAUUUUUCAACAAGCCACAAGGCAGUGCUAUACUUAGUACUAUUGAUGGGAAUUUAUGGUCUGUUGAGUACAAGUAUUACGCCGGCUCGUCAGCGAAAAUCGGUCAAGGUUGGAGACAAUUUGCUAUUGGAAAUCAUUUGGAAAUCGGCGAUGUUUGUGUGUUUGAACUGAUCGAUCAUGCUAAUACGACAUUGAAAGUCUCUAUUUUUCGACAUAUCAAAGAAGCUGUCAAGAGCACAUCACUUGGAAACAACAAGAAAAUGAAACAAGAAGAGAGUUGUGGCAAUGUGAAGACUGUCCAAAGGCAUUUAUGCUCAAAUUUUUCUAAAGCUGCUGAUUCUGCCAACAAAUUUACAUCGGUUAAUCCGUUCUUCAAAGCGAAUAUGUCUCGCUCUAGCAUAGUGAAUGUACCUCUUGAGUUUCUGAGGAAAUGCUGCAAGAAAAACGCAGAAAACGUAUGGUUACAAAUUGGAAACAGAAAGUGGGCGGUCAAAUUAAUUAACCAUUCAUCUUAUCGUCGAGGUUGGUUGUCUGCGGGAUUUAGUUUAUUCGCAAAAGAAAAUAGUCUGAAAGCAGGAGAUGUUUGCAUCUUUGAGUUGAUCAAUUCUGAAUUGCUUCUGCUCAAAGUAACCGUUUUCAGAAAUAGUGUGAAUUAUAUUGGAAUUGUGUGUCCGAAGAUCCAAUCAGGAUGCAUAAUUUAUUGA
This is a messenger RNA of Mercurialis annua (annual mercury), 1398 nucleotides long. RefSeq names its product B3 domain-containing transcription factor VRN1-like. The coding region runs from base 1 to 1398 and encodes 465 amino acids. Lineage: Eukaryota; Viridiplantae; Streptophyta; Magnoliopsida; Malpighiales; Euphorbiaceae. The transcript has 7 exons. The record is from RefSeq and is a predicted model, not a curated record. Gene Ontology annotation, molecular function: DNA binding.